CAAUGGACGUGGAAGCCAAACCCGCGGACCCGCCCGUCGAAGUGCGGAAACUAUCGACUCAGCACGACAACGCGGACGAAGUCGCCGAGGCCAUUGCCAUCGAGCAUGCCCUUACGUUCUGGCAGGCCGUGAAGCUGUACCCAAAGGCGAUUGGAUGGAGCGUGUAUUUCAGUCUCGGCGUUAUUAUGCUGUGUAUGAAGAGAGAGGCUGAUGGAACCGAUCUAGCAUUCGACCCGCAGCUUCUGGGAAACCUCUACGCAAUGCCCGCGUUCCAGCGCGACUUCGGCUACCCGUUUGAAGACGGCUACCUCAUCUCCGCAGCAUGGCAGACAGGGCUCGGCAUGGGGAAUCCCAUCGGGCAAGUCGUGGGCGCGCUCGCCGCCGGGUACCCCAUGGAAUGGUACGGGCGGAAACGCACGUUUGCCGCGUGCGUCGCCGCCGUCGCGGCCCUCGUCUUCAUCCAGUUCUUCGCCCGCUCGCUCAAGGUGCUGCUCGCGGGCGAGCUGCUCGCCGGGCUCGUCCUCGGCGCCUUCGUCGUCAUCGCCCCCGCGUACGUUUCCGAAGUCUCGCCGCUCGUGCUGCGCAGCGUUGCUACCAGUUAUGUGAAUUUGUGCUUUGUUACGGGACAGUUGCUUGGGAACGGGGUUACGGCUGCUACCAAGGAUCUGGCGAGCCACUGGGCGUAUUCGAUCCCGUUUUCGCUGCAGUGGGUGUGGAUUCUGGUGAUCAUCCCGGGGCUGUAUUUUGCGCCUGAGAGCCCGUGGUGGUUGGCGCGGCAGGGGCGGUUGGAGGAUGCCGAGACGGCGUUGAGGAGGUUGUCGGGGAACGGGGUGAAUGUGAAAGCGGUGCUUGCGCAGAUUGUCGAGACGGACCGCUUGGAGACGCGCCUCGAGGCUGGGAGCUCCUAUCUCGAUGUCUUCCGCAAGACCAACUGGCGCCGCACCGAGAUCGCGAUUGGCGUUUAUACCACGCAGGUUCUCUGCGGCAUCUAUCUUAUCAACUACGGGACGUACUUCUUCAGCCUUGCGGGGCUAAACACGCAGCAGGCGUAUAACAUGGGGAUCGGGUUUUUGGCCGUGGGGUGGGUGAGUACGGUGUUCUCGUGGUAUCUGAUGCUGCGGUUCGGGAGGAGAGUGCUGUAUAACACGGGUCUCGCACUCCUGAUGAUCAUCAUGUUCCUGGUCGGGAUCCUGGAUGUCGUGCCGACCAACGGCGCAGUGUGGGCGCAAUCUGCGCUGUUGCUGGUGUGGAACUUCACUUUUGACUGGAGCGUCGGCCCUGUCGCCUAUGCCAUUUUCUGCGAAGUCAGCGCAACACGCGUCCGCUCCAAAACCAUCGCCGUGGCAACGGCUUUCCAGGCUACCGUCGGUAUCAUCAUGACGGUCGCUAUCCCUUACCUCAUCAACCCGGACGAAGCGGAUCUACGCGGGAAGCUGGGGUUCUUUUUCGGUGGAUUGAGUGUGCCGUGCCUGGUGUGGUGUUGGUUUCGGGUGCCGGAGAUGAAGGGACGUACGUUUGAGGAGCUCGACAUCAUGUUUGAGCGGGGUGUGAAGACGAGAGAUUUCAAAGACUAUGUGAUUUAG
Molecule: messenger RNA, 1583 nt
Organism: Periconia digitata
Lineage: Eukaryota; Fungi; Ascomycota; Dothideomycetes; Pleosporales; Periconiaceae
Source: the annotation of a GenBank genome assembly